This is a messenger RNA of Chondrus crispus (carragheen), 330 nucleotides long. RefSeq lists its product as hypothetical. NCBI's taxonomy places the organism in Eukaryota, Rhodophyta, Florideophyceae, Gigartinales, Gigartinaceae. Bases 1 to 330 code for a protein of 109 amino acids. The transcript has a single exon. The record is from RefSeq and is a predicted model, not a curated record.
AUGCAACUUUCGAGGGUAUGCGGACAGCGAGGUCUACAUAAAGCGGGGUUUCACUGUACCCCCCCUUUACAGUGUUUGGAUGUUGGCGCCACCGAGUCUCUCUCUCUGUUGCGGCCGUCAUCACCUGGGGAAUCUUUUAUCGAAGUCCAUACGUUGCGGCCACACGCAUCUCAUGAGUUCGAAUGUGGCAUCUUCACCUUCGACCCAUGUCCUGGAGGAAGCACUAAGGGAAGCAAAGCGAGCGGCCGCGGAUUGUAUCUUGAAAUCCUCCUGGAUGGUAACUGUUCCAUCCGUCAUUGUCUCAGUGCCAGUGAGCGUUUAUUUACGUAG